Rhipicephalus sanguineus (brown dog tick) is the source of this 618-nucleotide messenger RNA. RefSeq names its product keratin-associated protein 6-2-like. The transcript has 2 exons. The record is from RefSeq and is a predicted model, not a curated record. NCBI's taxonomy places the organism in Eukaryota, Metazoa, Arthropoda, Arachnida, Ixodida, Ixodidae. Bases 10 to 450 code for a protein of 146 amino acids.
UCGACUCUCAUGCAAAGCAUACGGGACUGCGUGAACAUUGUGCCUCAUUCUUUUUUUCUGUCCAAGAUGAUAAAAGCUAUUCUGGUACUCUUCGUGGCGUUCGCCCUGACUACUGCAGCCGUCUGUUCGCCGUAUGGUGGAAGCUACGGUAGGGGCUAUGGCGGUGGAUAUGGUAGCGGACAUUACGGUAGCUAUGGCGGCAGCGGCUACGGCAGCGGCUACGGCGGCGGCUACGGCAGUGGCUACGGCAGUGGCUACGGUAGUGGCUAUGGUGGAAGCCACGGUGGUGGCUACGAGCCCGACAGCGGCUACGGAAAUCAUUGCGAGCACAAUUCUAUGUAUAGUAUGGGGCACAGUUCGUACGAAACACCGAGCUACGGGAGCUACGGCAGCUCCUCGCGUGGAAGUCACUAUGCUACAUCGUAUGGCGGCGGCUACAACGGAUACUAGGAGUAUAAUGGGGAACCAUCUGCUAAUGCUGACACUUCAUGGACAUAAACACCGCUCAAUCGGUUCUUUUUAUGCGCGUUUGAAAUAAACCACCGUGCAGGUGAGAUGCCUGGUGUUUUUAUGUGAACAAGGUUUUUAAGAACACGAUAGUACAUAAUGAAGGCGUUG